Aureobasidium musti is the source of this 363-nucleotide messenger RNA. NCBI's taxonomy places the organism in Eukaryota, Fungi, Ascomycota, Dothideomycetes, Dothideales, Saccotheciaceae. The record is from the annotation of a GenBank genome assembly.
AUGUCGACCAUCACUGUCUCCAAGGCCGUCGCGCACAUCAACGACGCCACCCUCACCUCCCUCUCCGAACGCAUCGCAUCCACCCAGACCCUCCUGGAGCUGCACGAGAAGAUCCGCAAGAACCACCAGACCGCCUUCAAACGCCACGUCAAGAACGCCUCCAACAGCCUCGACAACGGUGGUUCCCCAGACACCUUGAUCCAGAUGGAANAGGGCAUCGAGAUCCAGAAGAAGAUCUGCGAUGAGACUGACGAAAUGGCUAAGUACGCUAGAGAGCUUGUUGAGUUGCUUGAGCAGAGACAGAAUGUCAUUCGUGGUUUCUUGGGCGGCAACGAGCAGGAGGUGGACCAGAUGGUUUCCUAG